This is a messenger RNA of Daldinia childiae, 963 nucleotides long. RefSeq names its product Peroxisomal membrane protein PMP47B. The transcript is spliced from 2 exons. Gene Ontology annotation, cellular component: peroxisomal membrane. Bases 1 to 963 code for a protein of 320 amino acids. The record is from RefSeq and is a predicted model, not a curated record. Gene Ontology annotation, molecular function: ATP transmembrane transporter activity; FAD transmembrane transporter activity; FMN transmembrane transporter activity. Lineage: Eukaryota; Fungi; Ascomycota; Sordariomycetes; Xylariales; Hypoxylaceae.
AUGGCGUCGUCGAAGCCCGCUGUCCCUCAGAAUGAUAACGUCGCGCACGCCCUUGCCGGCGCUGGCGGCGGGAUCCUUUCUAUGGUCUUGACGUAUCCGCUCAUCACCCUCUCUACCCGCGCGCAGGUCGAGUCUAAGCGAGCCGAGACCGCCUUCCUAGCCGCCGUAAAACAAAUUGUUGCACGCGAGGGCGUCUCGGGAUUAUACGCGGGCCUUGAUAGCGCCGUAUUUGGUAUUAGUGUUACCAACUUUGUCUACUACUAUUGGUACGAAUGGACGCGCGGUUUCUUCGAGGCCGCUGCCUCCCGUGCCGGACGAGCUUCUAAGAAGCUCACCGCUAUCGAAGCCAUUAUCGCUGGUGCCAUUGCUGGUUCCGCCACUGUCAUCCUAACCAACCCUAUAUGGGUCGUGAACACGCGCAUGACGACUCGCAAGGGGCAAAUCGAGGCCGAGGAGAAUACCGGCGGUGUUCCCGUAGAGAAGAAAAAGCAACCGACUACCUUGGGUACCUUAUCAGCACUACUACGCGAUGAAGGUCCCCAAGCGCUCUUCCGCGGCGUCGUACCGGCCCUCGUGCUCGUUAUCAACCCCAUUUUACAAUAUACGCUAUUUGAGCAGCUCAAGAACGCGUACGAGCGACGCCGGAAACACAACGUAACCCCAACCGUAGCAUUCUUCCUAGGCGCUCUCGGCAAGCUUUUUGCCACCUCCAUCACUUACCCAUAUAUCACUGUCAAGAGCCAAAUGCACGUCGCCGAUGAUGGCCAGAAGCGCGAGGGCAUGACCCAGGCCAUUCGGCGAGUUAUCAAGGAAGAGGGUUAUUCCGGCCUGUAUAGGGGUAUCGGCCCUAAAGUCACCCAGAGCGUCUUGACAGCCGCCUUUCUCUUCGCCUUCAAGGAUGUUCUCUAUGAGCAGACGAUAAAACUCAGAGGCACCAUGGCCAGAAAGGCCAUCAAGGCAUAA